AUGAAAGAACAAAUCUUUUGUCAGUUUCUAGUGGUAUGUAUAUUGUUGUGGUCAUCUCAGAUUCAGGGAAACAGAUGUGACGAUUCAGGCAUCGAAGCUUUGAGGGCUUGUGGAGAUUCUAUCGACAAGAAGCUGCCAUCUCCUCCGAAACCAUUGGAAGGUUGUUGCACUGCUGUCCGAAUCAUUGGGAUGAAAUGCGUCUGCGAAGUCAUCAAUAAGGAAAUCGAAUCAUCCAUUGAUAUGCAAAAACUCGUCAAUGUCGCUGCUGCUUGUGGCCGUCCACUUGCUCCUCGUUCACAUUGCGGAAGUAAGUCCUAA
Eruca vesicaria subsp. sativa (arugula) is the source of this 318-nucleotide messenger RNA. The record is from the annotation of a GenBank genome assembly. Lineage: Eukaryota; Viridiplantae; Streptophyta; Magnoliopsida; Brassicales; Brassicaceae.